This is a messenger RNA of Zerene cesonia (dogface butterfly), 732 nucleotides long. Its product is annotated as pupal cuticle protein Edg-91-like. NCBI's taxonomy places the organism in Eukaryota, Metazoa, Arthropoda, Insecta, Lepidoptera, Pieridae. The record is from RefSeq and is a predicted model, not a curated record. Bases 91 to 663 code for a protein of 190 amino acids. The transcript is spliced from 4 exons.
AAGCCUUACUUCACAGAGCCUGCUACAAUUUGAGUUCAGCAGUUACAGUGGACGGUUUUAUGUGAACUUAGUUUAUAUUUUAUUUAAAAAAUGUAUACGAAGCUCUUCUUGUUAUUCUGUUUAUUGACCGUGGCGUGGGGUCAGAGAUCGGAGGUCACUAGAGGCUAUACUGCGAGAGGGACUGGCGGUUAUGGGUUGUUGAGACCCGGAUAUUCAGGUUACAGCGGCUAUGAUGGUAUCGGUUAUCAAGGACAGGGAUAUCAAGGAGGUAGUGUAGGUGGUUAUGGCGGUUACAACACUGGUUACAGUGGAUACAAUACAGGUUACAACCAAGGACUCGGUGGUUACAGUCAAGGACUCGGUGGUUACAACCAAGGACUCGGUGGUUACAACCAAGGACUCGGUGGUUACAACCAGGGUCUCGGUGGUUAUAGCACAGGUUUCAGUGGUUAUACUGGUUACAACCCUGGUCUUAGCGGUGGCUACCGUCCCAACUACAGACCCGGUUACCAAGGAAAUAUCGGUUACCAAUAUAACCGCCCAGGUUACUCAGGUUACGACCGUCCCUACUCAAGGGCCGGUGGUAACUAUUUUGGCGGUUACGGUGAUGGUUACGACACAGCGAGGUUGGGAAGGAAGGCUGAAGAAAAGAAGGAUAGCUAAGCUAAGAAGGAUAGCGAGGUAUAACUCGGUUUAGACGUUUGUGUAUAUUGUUUGUGAAUAAAUUUUCUA